This is a messenger RNA of Rhinopithecus roxellana (golden snub-nosed monkey), 2469 nucleotides long. Its product is annotated as ankyrin repeat domain-containing protein 20A2-like. The coding region runs from base 1 to 2469 and encodes 822 amino acids. The transcript has 15 exons. The record is from RefSeq and is a predicted model, not a curated record. NCBI's taxonomy places the organism in Eukaryota, Metazoa, Chordata, Mammalia, Primates, Cercopithecidae. Gene Ontology annotation, molecular function: protein binding.
AUGAAGUUGUUCGGCUUCGGGAGCCGCAGGGGCCAGAAGGUCCUGGGCUCCACAGACCACGUCUACACGGGUUCAGGGUACCGAAUCCGGGACUCCGAACUGCAGAAGAUCCACAGGGCGGCUGUCAAGGGCGACGCCGUGAAAGUGGAGGGCUGCCUGGCGCGCAGGAGCGGAGACCUGGAUGCCUUGGACAAACAGCACAGAGCUGCUCUACAUUUGGCCUGUGCCAGUGGCCAUGCGAAAGUGGUAACUCUCCUGAUUAACAGAAAGUGCCAGAUUGAUAUCUGUGACAAAGAAAACAGGACACCUUUGAUACAGGCUGUCCAUUGCCAGGAAGAGCCUUGUGCCGUUAUUUUGCUGGAACAUGGUGCCAAUCCAAACCUUAAGGAUAUCUAUGGCAACACUGCUCUCCAUUAUGCUGUGUACAAGGAGAGCACCUCACUGGCAGAAAAACUGCUUUCCCAUGGUGCAAAUAUUGAAGCACUGGAUAAGGACAAUAAUACUCCACUUUUAUUCGCUAUUAUUUGCAAGAAAGAGAAAAUGGUGGAAUUUCUAUUGAAAAACAAAGCAAGCGUACAUGCCAUUGAUAGGCUGAGACGAACAGCCCUCAUGCUUGCUGUGUACUGUGACUCACCAGCUAUUGUCAACAUCCUUCUUAAGCAAAAUAUUAAUGUCUUCACUCAAGACACGCAUGGAAAAGAUGCAGAAGAUUAUGCUAUUUCUCGUCAUUUGACAAAAAUUCAACAACAAAUUUUGGAACAUAAAAAGAAGAUACUUAAAAAUGACAAACCGGAUGUUGGAAGUUCUGAUGAAUCUGCAGUCAGCAUUUUCCAUGAACUGUGUGUGCAUUCGUUGCCUACAUCAGAUGACGAAGACAUGAGCAUUGCUACUAAGAAGUGUGUCCCCAAGGAUGUGUCACAGCCUUUACCUGGGCCUUCCCAUGAAAAAGGCAACAGAAUAGUCAAUGGAAAAGGAGAAGGGUCUUUUGCACAACAUCCUUCCUUGAAGUCUAGCACUAAAAUUGAAGAUCCUGCUGUGAAAGGGGCAGUACAAAGAAAGAAAGUACAGACCUUGAGAGAAGAACAAGCCUUACUAGUGGCUUCAGAGGAAGAGCAAGAAAGGCAUGAAAGAAGUGAAAAGAAGCAACCACAGGUCAAAGGAGGAAAUAAUACAAACAAAAGUGAAAAAAUACAAGUAUCAGAAAAUCUAUGUGAUCGCAUAUCUGCUGCUGCUGCUGACAGAUUACCCCAACAAAGAAAGACUUGGGAAAUGCAUCCUCAGCAGUUUCCCAAGAAGCUGAAGGAAGAGCGUGAUAGAUGCACCUUAAAACAGGAAAAUGAAGAAAAAGCAAAUGUUAAUAUGCUGCACAAAAAACAUAGAGAAGAAUUAGAAAGGAAAGAGAAACAAGAUAAGAAAGAAGUUGAAGCAAAACAACUUGAACCGACUGUUCAGUCACUAGAGAUGAAACCAAACACUGCAAGAAAUACUCCAAAUCAGGAUUUUCAUAAUCAUGAAGAAACAAAAGAUCUGAUGGAUGAAAAUUACAUUUUGAAGACAGAUAUUGCUAUACUCAGGCAGGAAAUAUGCACAAUGAAAAAUGACAACUUGGAAAAAGAAAAUGAAUAUCUUAAGGACAUUAAAAUUGUUAAAGAAAGAAAUGCUGCCCUGGAAAAGAGUAUAAAACUCAAUGAGGAAAUAACAAAAACAGCAUUCCAGGAUCAACAAGAGCUUAAUGAUCUCGAAGCUGAGAAUAAAAGGCUCAAUUCCGAACUGCUGAAGGAAAACGAAAGCAAGGCAAGACUGGAAGCUGAAAUUGAAUCUUAUCAGUCUAGACUGGCUGCUGUUAUAAGUAAGCACAGUGAAAGUGUGAAAACAGAAAGAAACCUAAAACUUGCCUUACAGAACACACAAGACAUUUCUGUGCAAGUAAAAAUGAGUUCUGAUCUUUCCGAAGUUGAAGAUAAGAAUGAGUUUCUUACUGAACAACUUUCCAAAACGCAAAUUAAAUGUAAUACCUUAAAAGAUAAGUUCCAUAAGACAGGAGAUACUCUCAGAAAAAAGUCAUUGGCUUUAGAAACUCUACAAAACGACCUAAGCCAAACCCAGCAGCAAAUAAAGGAAAUGAAAGCGAUGUAUCAAAAUGCAGAAGCUAAAGUGAGUAAUUCCACUGGAGAGUGGAACUGUGUGGAAGAAAGGAUAUGUCAACUCCAGCGUGAAAAUCUGUGGCUUGAACAGCAACUAGAUGAGGUUCAUCAGAAAGAGGAUCAUAAAGAGAUAGUAAUUAAUAUCCAAAGAGGUUCUAUUGAGAGUGGAAAGAAAGACCUCCUGCUAGAAGAGAAAACUAAGAAGCUAAUGAAUGACUAUGAUCGUUUAAAAGAAAGUCUCCUUCAAUAUGAGAGAGAGAAAGCAGAAAGAAAAGUAAGUAUCAACGAAGAGAAAUAUUUUCAAACUUCCAGAAAGAAAAUUUAA